Molecule: messenger RNA, 520 nt
Organism: Hippoglossus stenolepis (Pacific halibut)
Lineage: Eukaryota; Metazoa; Chordata; Actinopteri; Pleuronectiformes; Pleuronectidae
Gene: gng10
Product: guanine nucleotide binding protein (G protein), gamma 10
Exons: 3
Coding region: 161-367 (68 amino acids)
Biological process (GO): G protein-coupled receptor signaling pathway
Cellular component (GO): heterotrimeric G-protein complex
Molecular function (GO): G-protein beta-subunit binding
Source: RefSeq, a predicted model, not a curated record
GUCGAAGUGAAGGACUGAGGUCAUUUGGAAGGAAACCCAGCCGCUCUAUUCUCGUCCAGCUUUCUCUGCCCAUUAUUUGAGUCAACUGCUGCGUUGAAAGACUGAAGGGACUUUUUUUAUAACAAGGAAUUCUUCUUUCCAAAAACAAUUUCUCAACAACAUGACCUCUAAUUCCAAUUUAUCCAACAUGCGACGGCUGGUGGAACAACUGAAGCUUGAGGCCAGUGUGGAACGAAUCAAGGUGUCCCAGGCGGCUGCAGAGCUGCAGCAGUACUGUCUGCAGAACGCGGGCAAAGACGCCCUGCUGGUCGGAGUCCCCACAGGCAGCAACCCCUUCAGAGAGCCACGCUCCUGUGCUGUCGUGUGAAGAGGAAGAAGAAGUGGAAACGUCUGUGGCAUCUCACCCACUGAAGAUCAUGUUUUGUUUUUUAGGCCAUUUUUCGACUAUAUUUUAAUGUUUUUGAAGAGAAAACACAUGAUUUUUUUGAUUAUUUUCAAAUAAAUGUCUUGUUUUACCACA